AGCUGCUGCGCGUCACAACACACACACAUGCACACACAAGUCUGCGUGACCUGUAAUCAUGGAGCCCUAAACCUGUGUUCUGGAGGAUCUAGACUCAUAAUACCAGACUGAGCUUACAGGUGCCUUCAGAGACGCCAAAUUAUACCAUCAGGUGGAAGCUGUGCAGGAUUUGUGUUAGAUUAGUCGAUGAAAAAAUGUGGAGCUACGCAAGUGUUUUAACAUACCUGCUUCUUCUGACCAGAGAUGCAAGAGCUAUGAAUAAGAUCUUCGGUGAGCCAGAGCCGGUCAAGAUGAUAUCAGAGGGUUCCGACUGCCGCUGCAAGUGUGUGAUGAGGCCGUUGAGUAUCGAGGCCUGCUCUAGACUCCGUGACGGAAGCCUACGGGUGGAUGAUUUCUACACGGUAGAGACGGUGAGCUCCGGUUCUGACUGUAAGUGUUCCUGCACGGCUCCUCCGUCCUCACUCAACCCCUGCGAGAAUGAGUGGAGAACGGAAAAACUCAGGAAACAAGCCCCUGAACUACUCAAGCUCCAUUCCAUGGUGGAUCUGCUGGAAGGAACAUUGUACAGUAUGGAUCUGAUGAAGGUGCAUGCCUACAUGAACAAAGUUGUGGCUCAGAUGAACACAUUAGAAGAGACCAUAAAAACAAAUCUCACCAGGGAAAAUGAGUUUGUGAGGGACAGCGUAGUGAACCUGUCCAAUCAGCUGAAGCGAUAUGAGAACUACUCUGACAUCAUGGUGAGCAUCAAGAAAGAGAUCUCCAGCCUGGGCCUGCAGCUGUUGCAGAAAGACGCCGCCUCAGACAGUAAAGCACAGGGCACUGAGAGCAAAAAGUCCAAGGAGGCCUUAAAACCGCCCAACAAGAAACCCCCAGCUGUCAAACCUCCACCCAAACAGCCUAAAGAAAAACCUGUCAAGCCCAAGAAAGAGGCUCCCGCCAAAGCAUCAAAACCUGCGAAGCCAGACCCCACCCCCAAAACCAAGACCUCAGUGCACCAGACAGGGGUCAUCAGGGGGAUCACAUACUACAAAGCGUCUAAGAGCGAGGACUCAGAGUCACAUUCAGUGGGGAGAGCAGAAAGAGAAAACCCAGCCAAGACCCACACUGGCCACCAGGCUGAGGACAAAAAGGGCUCCGAGCUAGUUUUGGAAACCUCUGAAAUAUCAUCAACUGUGCCGCCAAUAACAACCACCACUACGCUUGUGGCUGUCACAACAACAAGCACCACACUAGCAACCACCAGCGAAGUGCCCGUCACGAAUUCAACCCAGUUAACUCCAGGACCAGAGAAACCAAUGGGCACUGGAGGAAAAACACACUUGCACAAAGCAGGUAAAUCUCCAGACUGUGAGGGCACACUGGCUUCAGUGGAUAUGCCAGAGAAACAUCACAGUUACGGACGCAAUGAAGGAGCCUGGAUGAAAGACCCAAUGGCUAAAGACAACAAGAUUUAUGUUACAAACUACUACUAUGGCAAUAACCUAGUAGAGUUCCGCAACCUGGAGAAUUUCAAACAAGGGCGCUGGAGUAAUCUCUACAAACUUCCCUACAACUGGAUUGGAACCGGCCAUGUGGUCUACAACGGGGCCUUCUACUACAACAGAGCUUUCACUAAAAACAUCAUCAAAUAUGACCUGCGCAUGCGCUACGUGGCAGCUUGGACCCAGCUUCAUGAUGCCGUCUAUGAGGAUACAACGCCUUGGAAAUGGCGAGGUCACUCAGACAUCGAUUUUGCCGUGGACGAGAGCGGACUCUGGGUGAUUUACCCAGCGCUGGAUUACGACUACUCGCAACAUGAAGUCAUCGUCAUCAGCAAGCUGGACCCGAGCGACCUUUCCAUGAAGAAGGAGACAACAUGGAGGACUGGACUGAAGCGCAACUCCUACGGCAACUGCUUCAUCGUGUGCGGCGUCCUGUACGCCAUUGACGUCUACAAUCAGAAAGAAGGCGAGGUUUUGUACGCCUACGAUACGCACACGAACACCGAGGCCACACCGCGUUUGCCGUUCACAAAUGAGUACGCGUUUGUAACGCAAGUGGACUACAAUCCCAAAGAUAAAGUGCUGUAUGCAUGGGACAAUGGCCAUCAGCUGACCUACAAUAUUCACUUUGUUGGCCAGUGAACAUGUAACUUGGUCUGCAUCUUCUUCUUUCUUUUUUUUUUUUUUGCGUCUGGAGCCUAACAAUGUUACGGAAGCCCUGAAACACAAGGUGGAAAAAAAAAAGCAGUCUUGGUGGUGAGGAAAAAAGAAAAAAGAAAACUUACGCCAUUAUAACGAGAUAUUAUGUUGUAAUAAGGAGAUAUUAUGUCAUUAUAACAACAUAAUAUCUUGAACCACAAGGUGAAAAAAAAGCAGUCUUGGUGGUGAAAAAAAAAGAAAACUCAUGUCGUUAUAACGAGAUAUUAUGUCAUUAUAACAACAUAAUAUCUUGAAACGCAAGGUGAAAAAAAGCAGUCUUGGUGGUGAAAAAAAAAAGAAAACUCAUGUCGUUAUAAGGAGAUAUUAUGUUGUAAUAACGAGAUAUUUUGUCAUUAUAACGACGUAAUAUCUUGAACCGCAAGGUGUAAAAAAAGCAGUCUUGGUGGUGAAAAAAAAAAGAAAACUCAUGUCGUUAUAACGAGAUAUUAUGUUGUAAUAACGAGAUAUUAUGUCAUUAUAACAACAUAAUAUCUUGAAACGCAAGGUGAAAAAAAAGCAGUCUUGGUGGUGAAAAAAAAAAAAAACUCAUGUCGUUAUAACGAGAUAUUAUGUUGUUAUAAUGAGAUAUUUUGUCAUUAUAUCGACGUAAUAUCUUGAACCGCAAGGUGAAAAAAAAAGCAGUGUUGGUGGUGAGAAAAAAAAAAAGAAAACUUAUGUCAUGCGGUUCAGGGCUUCCAUACAAUGUGCACCAUUUAUUUUGGGGGUAUUUUUUGUCUUUUGAUUUAUGUGUUAAACUAAGUCAAGGAUUCACUGUAAAAUAAUGCUGGGAUCCAGACAAUUCCUUCAUGCUGUCCCAACACAAAUCGAUUAAGUUAACUUAAUCAUUUUUACAAAUUUAAGUGGAUUGAUCAUAAAACAAAUCAAGCUGUACCAACCCCCCCCCCCAAAAAAAAAACUUAAGAAUUGUGUUGUUUCAACUCAUUUUAAAUAAGUAGUUUCAACAAGCAGCAAAAAAUCUUUUCUUGAGUGUUGGACACAUAUUUUUUUACCUUUAAAAACAGAAUUGAAGGACUUGCAUGCCUUAUUUUUAUGUUCAUAGUUCCCAAAGCAUCAUUGAUGUAAAUAAGGGUGCAGUAAAAGAUCUUAGAAGAAAAUAAUGUAUAACCUUAAUGGUUUUACAGAGCUUUAUGAAGAUUUUUUUGGUAACACUAUAAUUACACACUGUGAAUCAUCUAUUAAGCAUUAGCAAAUAGUUAAUUCAUUAUCUGUUAAAUAUUAAUUCUAUAUUAAUAGACAUUAGUCUAUUAAGCAGUUCAUAACUGCAGAUACAAAUGCGGUAUUCUUGACUUGUUCUUAAUAAUUGUACUUUUAUACUUUGUUAAUUAUUUAUUUUUCAUUACUAAAUUAAGUAUUGGAUUAUUUACAAAGCAGUUAUUUGAGAGAAGUUGCUGGUCUUUAAAGAUUUUUCAGAAUGUGUAAGUAAAUGAUUAAUAAACUAUUUAAAUUAACAUUUGUAUAUCUUAUUGUUAGGGCAUAUACUAAUAGUUAAUUUGUAUGUUAGUAAAUGCUUUAUUAACUCAACUUCAUGCAGUUUAGUGACCUAAUCUAAAGUGAGGACUAUUUAUGCUUUAUAAAUCCCUUAUAAAUGACAAUUAAAGGCUCAGUUAAAUUCUAAACGGGAACAAAAGAAAAUAAACGACUUUAUUCAUUUUUAUUAAUUUGAAGAUACAGAAAUGAAACUCUGAUGAAAAUGAAAAUAAAUCAUAAAUAAAAUAACAUUACUGUACAGUUUAAACACCACUAAAUAACAUUGAAAUGUUGUUCAAUUAUUAUAUUUUUGCUGUUUUAUCCAAUUUUAUGUCAAAUGUUGACACCCCUGUUAUUUGGCGAUAAUUGAACUUUUUAGAUUAGAUUGGAAAGUUGUAUUGUUCAUUUGAUACCAAGUCUUUAAUUAUCAUUUAUUAGAGAUUAACAAAGCAUAAAUAAUCCUCACUUUAGAUCACAAAGCUGAGUUAAAGCAUUUGUUAACAUACAACUUAACUAAUAAUAUAUUCCUGAAUAAUAAUAUACAAAUGUUAAUUUGAAUAGUUUAUUAAUCAUUUACUAACUCAUUCUAAAUGAUCUUUAAAACCCCCAACUACUCUUAAUUAUAAAUGUCCUGUUAAGUCAUGUUAAGUCCUGUUAAGUCAUGAAAAUUAAUCAGUAACAAAGUAUGAAAAUACAAUUUUAAAUGUGCUUAUAAGUCAAGAUAAGAGCAUUUAUAUCUGCAGUUAAAAACUGCUUAUUAACGUCUAGUAAUGUAGAGUUAAUGCUUAACAAUUAAUGAAUUCCCUAUUAGCUAAUGUUUAGUAGAUGAUUCAUAGUGUGUAGUUAUUAUAAAGUGUUACAAAUUUUUUUUUUAUUCCUACAUUCAAGAAUUGCAAAUAAAAGGUCUAUUCAUAUCAUUUAGCAGUGGGAAUCAGUUUUGGGAGAAUGGGCUUUUUAAAUGUUAUGUACAUUUCAUUAUUUUAGCUAUUCAUUUUUGUAAAAAAAAAUUUGACUCUUUUUGUAAAUAUUUUCAAGACUAAGUUUUGGUACAAUAAUCCUUUUAUAAACCUCAGAUUUACAACCCUCAGAUAUUUAAUAAUAUAGUCACUCAGCAUAAGUGGAGACUCCUGGAUGAGUUACAGAGUUUUGUAUGUUGCAUUUAUGUCAAAUUUUCUGUAAAAAAAGUACAAAUAAACGUAAUCUAAAACC
Messenger RNA from Danio aesculapii, 4877 nucleotides. RefSeq names its product olfactomedin-like 2A (gene olfml2a). The record is from RefSeq and is a predicted model, not a curated record. The transcript is spliced from 8 exons. The coding region runs from base 195 to 2123 and encodes 642 amino acids. Gene Ontology annotation, biological process: signal transduction. NCBI's taxonomy places the organism in Eukaryota, Metazoa, Chordata, Actinopteri, Cypriniformes, Danionidae.